Molecule: messenger RNA, 1209 nt
Organism: Arabidopsis arenosa
Lineage: Eukaryota; Viridiplantae; Streptophyta; Magnoliopsida; Brassicales; Brassicaceae
Source: the annotation of a GenBank genome assembly
GAUCACAAGUAGAAAAAUUCGAAGAAAGUUUUUGUUUUGAUUAGUGAGUCUUCGGAGAAGAAGAAGAAGAUGAGCAGAGGAAGCGGUGCUGGUUACGAUCGUCACAUCACUAUUUUCUCACCAGAAGGUCGUCUCUUCCAAGUAGAGUAUGCUUUCAAAGCCGUGAAAGCAGCUGGAAUCACAUCGAUCGGUGUCCGAGGGAAAGAUUCAGUAUGCGUCGUUACGCAGAAGAAAGUUCCGGACAAGCUUCUAGAUCAGUCUAGUGUAUCUCAUCUUUUCCCUGUUACCAAGUACCUUGGAUUAUUAGCUACUGGCAUGACAGCUGAUUCAAGGUCAUUGGUACAACAAGCAAGGAAUGAGGCAGCUGAGUUUAGGUUCCAAUAUGGAUACGAGAUGCCUGCGGAUAUUCUUGCUAAAUGGAUUGCAGAUAAGUCACAGGUUUACACUCAACAUGCUUAUAUGAGACCCCUUGGAGUAGUUGCCAUGGUUCUCGGUAUUGAUGAAGAGAGAGGACCUCUACUUUACAAGUGUGACCCAGCUGGACAUUUUUACGGUCACAAGGCAACUAGUGCUGGUAUGAAAGAACAAGAAGCAGUCAAUUUCUUGGAGAAGAAAAUGAAAGAAAACCCUGCCUUCACAUAUGAUGAAACAGUACAGACUGCUAUAUCCGCUCUCCAAUCUGUUCUUCAAGAAGACUUCAAAGCAACUGAAAUUGAGGUGGGAGUUGUGAGAGCUGAUGACCCUCUCUUCCGUUCCCUGAGAACAGAGGAGAUUGACGAGCACUUGACGGCCAUUAGUGAACGCUUGUUAAAGAGUCUACACUAUGGCUUACAGGGGAAACUUAUAAACUCGGCACAACAUAUUCAACAAGUUGACUGGUCUGCACGGUUCAGCAUAGCUGUCGAAAUUGCAAACGGACUGAAGCUUUCACCAAUCUUUCACCGCAACAUCUAUCAGAGAAUCGCAUGGACUCGGAUAUGGAGCCUUGCGUUUCAGAUUUCAGACUCAACAAUUACAACGGCCACCAUUACAAGCAGAACUGGGUACAUUGCACCAGGUACAGACAUGGCUCUUAGGUGUACUGAGAAGAGGCCGGUGAAAGAUUUGACUGAUGUGAAAGUUUUGGAAGAACACUUCUAAUUCAGUUGAGUAGUUUCGGAUUUUUGCGGGCUUAACAUGUGUAGCAACUAAUAUAAAUAUUUGAGUAAC